This is a messenger RNA of Melitaea cinxia (Glanville fritillary), 734 nucleotides long. RefSeq lists its product as uncharacterized. Gene Ontology annotation, molecular function: structural constituent of chitin-based larval cuticle. NCBI's taxonomy places the organism in Eukaryota, Metazoa, Arthropoda, Insecta, Lepidoptera, Nymphalidae. Gene Ontology annotation, cellular component: chitin-based extracellular matrix. The transcript has 6 exons. Bases 1 to 621 code for a protein of 206 amino acids. The record is from RefSeq and is a predicted model, not a curated record.
AUGAUCGAAGACGUCGAAUUAAGAAGAAUAUUUCCAAGUGAAUUUCCUCAGGAUACUAUAAGAAAAAGUGGCAUUUUGGAUCCUGAACAUCUAGGUCGUUAUCUUGAAUUAAGUAACUAUUUUAAAUAUCCGAAGUCUAAGUUGAACAGUCAUUUCGAAGAAUUAGAUUGUUAUAAUAAUGAAAAUGGAAGAAAAGUAUGUAUGAUAGACACAAAUCAAUUUUCACCUGAUGAAGAACAAUACAUGGCGUCAGAUCUUACAAGUUAUACUGACAGACGUAGGUUCGUUGUACUCGCUCUAGCAGCUGCUGUGUGUGCUGCACCGCAAAAUCCUCAAGAUGUUCAAAUCUUACGUUACGAUACCAAUAACGACGGCCUCGGUGCUUACAGUUUCGCAUGGGAGUUAUCUGAUGGUAGUAAACACGAAGAAGCAGGGCAAUUAAAGAACCAAGGAACUGAAAACGAAGCUAUUACGGUUCAAGGAAAAUAUUCUUGGGUCGCUGAUGACGGUGUUUUGUACACAGUAACUUACAUUGCUGAUGAAAACGGAUUCCAGCCCCAAAUAGAACAAGGACCAGGCGGCGCUAUACCUCCUGCUGUAGUAGCGUCCCUACUCGGCUAAAUAUCUAAAUUUAUGUUAAAAACAUAGAUUGUAAAUAGCUCAAUACUCAUGAACUGUAUAUAACAUUUAUGUACUGUUUCUUAGACUAAUGUUAAUAUAGUCAAUAUUAUUUA